Messenger RNA from Sphaeramia orbicularis (orbiculate cardinalfish), 2560 nucleotides. RefSeq names its product CXADR like membrane protein a (gene clmpa). The coding region runs from base 275 to 1486 and encodes 403 amino acids. The record is from RefSeq and is a predicted model, not a curated record. The transcript is spliced from 7 exons. Gene Ontology annotation, cellular component: cell surface; membrane; cytoplasmic microtubule. Lineage: Eukaryota; Metazoa; Chordata; Actinopteri; Kurtiformes; Apogonidae.
AGCCGCUCGCCUUGUGUUGGAGAUCCUUGUAUUGUAUUAAAGGGAGGAGAUGCUGCCGCUUCUGCCGCUUCUGCCGCUGCUUCUGCCGCGCUUCAAUGACCGGAGAUGCUGACGCUGUAGGCUGCGCGGUGCGCCGGAGACAUGCGGUACUCCUCACUCCUCCGCCAGGUCACAGUGUAGUUUUGUGUCAAAGUCGAACCCAGUCCGUCCCAGACUCCUUUUUUUCCCACUGACUCUCCUCUCCUGCUGGGAUUUGCCCUUGCUGGAUGCCGGGAUGCCCGCUUCUCCUCUCAUCCUCCUGUUCUUGGUCCUGCUGGGCGUGUUGACGACAUGCGCUCAGACGGAAAUGAAGAGGGUUGUUGGAGACAACGCCACGCUGCCCUGUCACCAUCAGUUUUGGGUGGGUGAUGACCCCACGCUGGACAUUGAAUGGCUGCUUCUCAAACCAACCAACAGGCAGAGAGUGAUUAUCACCUACUUUGCCGGACGGGUUUUUGACCCCAACGAAGCAGAGCGUGGCCGGGUGGCCUUUGCUGGAGAGUACUUAAAAGGCGAUGCUUCUCUGCUGAUCAGUGACUUGUCCCUGACGGACUCAGGAGAGUAUAGCUGCAAAGUGAAGAAUGGUGCACAAUACCACUGGAGCACCAUCAGCCUCAUAGUGCUGGUGAAGCCAUCGAAGCCACGAUGCUGGAUGGAGGGCAAGCUGUUGGAGGGCGGUGACGUUAAGAUGAGCUGCAAGUCGGCCGACGGCUCCGAUCCCAUCCACUACAAAUGGGAGAGGGUCCUGGACAAGGGCAAGUACGUUGGGAAGCUGCCCCCACUGGCUCUUAUAGAUUUAAAAAAUCCAGAGAUUGUGACAUUGAGGAACUUGACCAAGGACAGCGCUGGUGUCUACAAAUGCACGGCGAGCAACGAUGUGGGAGAAGAGAGCUGCACGGUGGAGGUCAAGAUGCACUACGUAAGGGGAAUGGGUGUGGUGGCGGGUGCAGUGGUGGGUGUGUCCUUCGGCGUCCUCCUCAUCAUCCUGAUUAUAUGGUUGGUGUUCCGCAAAAAGGAGAUGAAGAAGUACGAAGAGGAAGAGACCCCAAAUGAAAUCAGGGAGGAUGCCGAAGCUCCCAAAGCCAAACUUGUGAAGCCCAACUCCCUCUCCUCCUCCCGCUCCGGCAGCUCUCGUUCAGGCACCUCCUCCACCCAGUCCAUGGUGCACAACAUGGCUCCCAGGGGCCAACGAGCCUGUGUCCCUGCAGUCGCCGCCCUCAAGGAGAACUGCCAAGCCCCAACCUUCCCUCAGUCUCCACCCGGCUACAAUCAGACGGUCCCCAAGAUACCCGAACCCCGCACGACGCCCACCUCCACCUCCACAUCUACGUCCAACUCCAACUCCAAGCCCAGCCCACCCCCCAAACUGAGCCCCGGGAACCUGACUCGCAUGGGGGCCACUCCUGUUAUGAUCCCUGCUCAGACCAAGGCCUUCCAGACUGUGUAGAAGAGACGAAGGGAGGACAGGAGGAUAAAAACCCAGGCAGCCUCAGGACACGGCAACCAGCUGAACCUACGAGCAGGGCGCUGAUACGGAUCCAGUCAUAUUAUUCAGAUAUACUCUCACCGUUCACAUUCUGACACUUUCUGCAAUUUAACUCUUCAAGAAUCUCUUCUUUACACAAAUAAUCUUGGUACAAUAUGGUGUUAUUUUUUCACACACUGACUUCUGAGCAACAUCUGUGAUAAGGGUAACUUUAUUUUGAGAGAAGAGAAGGCAGAACGGAGGAAGUUAGCUGCAUAUAGAAGAAAAGAUUACCCUACACGGCAACUUUCUUCUCUCUGCCCAAGACGACAGACUGCAAAUUGAAGAUAUUUCGACAGCUCAUAUGGGAAUAGUCCAGAUUUUAACCCAUCUCUACCAAUCCUGAACACCUUCCUGCAGUAAAUACACAAGAUAUCCUGCACCUAUGGCUUAACUGAUGACAGUAGAUUCAUUAUAAGUUGCUAUAUAAAUGGGACGAAUGGCUUUGAUUGUACAAACAGACUUCAAGUGGACACUUCAUAUUACCUGCUGUACCAUGGACAUAAAUGUAAUGAAUUCCUUUGUCACUGCUUCCUUUGUGCUGAUCACAUACAUAUUUCCAUGUGUAGAUGUGCACAGAUUCCCAUUUUUAAUAGUUGUAGCCCUUAGACGGGAACAGAUAAGGAAAGAUUCAUCCAACAUAAAUUCAUUGCAUUUCUUAAUACUUUUUUGGGGGUUUUUCUUGGAUAGAGACAGCGGUAAAGAGAUGACAGGAAACAGGAGACAAAGGGGAAAUGUCAGCCUCCAGCCGGAUUCGGAAGGUUGACAGGGGUGGUAUGUGCACUGUGGCUGCAGGACUGCUCCAAAAUACUUUUUUUUUUUUUUUUUUAACUCUACCUUCCUGGAUCAUGGCUAUUUCUGAAGAUUGUUGCAGGGUUUUGCAGGAGCCCUAUUGAGGAAGUGCCACAUUGUGAAGGUUUACAUUAUUGUUCCUUAUUUUUUUUCCUGUUUUGUGCAUAGAAAACCUUGUUUGUUUUAAUCAGAGAAUGAAAAAAA